Stegastes partitus (bicolor damselfish) is the source of this 1798-nucleotide messenger RNA. RefSeq lists its product as uncharacterized. The transcript is spliced from 10 exons. Bases 75 to 1139 code for a protein of 354 amino acids. Lineage: Eukaryota; Metazoa; Chordata; Actinopteri; Pomacentridae. The record is from RefSeq and is a predicted model, not a curated record. Gene Ontology annotation, cellular component: nucleus. Gene Ontology annotation, molecular function: NAD+ poly-ADP-ribosyltransferase activity; zinc ion binding.
GUGUGGCUUGUUAUUUUUUUUUCAUAAUAGUAAAAUGCAGGUGAUGAAAACGAAAGUGUUCUUCAGACUGAGCUAUGGCGUCUGUCUGUCAGUCUGACGAGGAAAGCUUUUCUGAGAGUGAAUCUGAUGUCAGUGAAGAGUCUGACAGUGACGGAUCUUCAGAUUCAGAAGCUGACCUUCAGGUUUCUUCAAAGGAGCCCUGCAAGUAUUACAACGGUAGUGGCUGCAAGGACAGAGGCAGGUGCAAGUACCUGCACGUCUGCAAGUAUUAUCUGAAGGGAUCUUGUCGCUACGGGAAUAAAUGUAAGCUAAGUCACGAUAAAAGUGGAGGAAGACGGUCUUCUGGUGCAAGCAGCAGGGCCUUGGAUCAAUCUAGUGGCCCAAAACUCACUGAUGGUCGAUUCUAUCAGUGGCAGUUAAAUGAUGGAACUGGCUGGAAGGACGUUGACAACGAUCACGUUCUGGAGGCCCAGUACUCGCUGCCCCACACCAAAAGCAUCAAAAUCUACAACACACCAUACGGGGCAGUGAGUGUAGAUUUUAACAAAAUGAGAGUUUAUGGAAAGAGGCUGAAAGUGAGACGUUUGGAUGAUGGUAACACCGUGUGGACCUGGUACUGCACCUUACAGCGAAAGUGGAUGAAGUACGGAGCAAAGGAUUCAAAGGGGAACCCCGGUCCUGUGAACAGCUCUGACAUAGAGAAGAAGUUCCAGAGUAACCCGACAAGCUCUUUUACGUUCAACAUUGGUGCUGAGACCUAUGAGAUUAAAUUCAGAGAAAUGCGACAGGUGGGCAAAAAAAAGAGGAAAGUAACACGUCGACCAGAAUACCGACAGCAACAAGCACGGCCACAUGUUUCUCAAGCAGCCGCAGCCAUCCAGAAUCUGACGUUGGGCUCCAAACCUGUGUGGCAGUUUGAGGGAGACAGCGGAGCGUGGCACGAGUUCAAACACAGGAGCGGCACUCAGAGCGAAUGCUCGAUAACCAGCGACAGCAUCGAGAAGAAAUACCAGCAAAACCCUCGUGACAGCAUGACCUUCACAGUGAAGGGACACUCCUACAAGCUGGACUUUGGAGCAAUGACCCAGAUCAACCUCAAGACCAACCGCACGCGCCGAAUCAGACGUGUGCUGGUGUGAGCAUGAAAGAUGAUUCCACCGCUUCAGGAAGAUUUAAAGUGCUCCAUUGAUGCAAUAGUAUUCAGAUGUGUUUGUUUUGGGUGCUUGGAGAAUAUUUUUUGUAUUUAUUUUAGUCUCAUUAUCUGAAAUAAACUACUGUGUUUACAUUAGAAAGGAAUUCAGGGUACUCCUGACUCUCUCUUAAGACUUUAAAUGCUGCCGGACAAUCUUGUACCAAGGUGCCUUUUGCAGAAGUGUUGUUUCAGGUCCUCCUAGCAACUGUAAUCACUGUGGUUUUUAGUUUAAUUUGUCUCACGUCACUUACUGUACACUGCCAUACUAGAGGGAUGCAGUUAUUUUGAUUGCAAAAUGGGAGAAAGGAAAUAAACUACAGGCCAAACACUCCUGAAAUGAUGAGACAGGAUGUUUGAUAUCACACUGCCUCCUAUGAUGAAAUAGAAUUAGAUGGAGCAGAAUUGGGUAAUGCUAAUUAAAGACUAUUUUGUACAUUUGGGUUUUUUUACAUUUUCUGUUUCACACAUGCAAACUGCCUUAAGUGUAAACUGUUUUAUGGUUUGUUCUGCUUCAUAAUGAUGCAUUCUGCUUUGACCCAAAGAUCUACAACAAGUGACACAGAUCAUGGCUUGCUGAAAAAUAAAAAAAAGAUGAAAUUAAAAAUA